UUUGUUGACGUCUCUUUUUCCUUUUGGGUGUUUGGUUGACGCGGUCGAAACCAUCCAUAUAACAAUAUGCCUCCUAAAUUCGACCCUACGGAAGUGAAAUUGGUGUACCUCCGCUGUGUUGGCGGUGAGGUCGGAGCAACAUCGUCGUUGGCUCCCAAAAUCGGUCCACUUGGAUUGUCACCAAAAAAAGUUGGUGAUGAUAUCGCCAAGGCCACGUCUGAUUGGAAGGGUCUGAAGAUUACCGUCUGCCUGACCAUCCAAAACAGACAGGCAACUAUUUCUGUGGUACCAUCGGCUGCUUCCCUUAUCAUUAAGGCUCUGAAGGAACCCCCACGUGACAGAAAGAAGCAAAAGAACAUCAAGCACAGUGGAAAUAUCGCUUUUGAUGAUAUUUUGGCUAUCGCCCGUACCAUGCGCCCACGUUCAAUGGCUCGUGAGCUGAAGGGAACCUGCAAAGAAGUCCUUGGCACAGCCCAAAGUGUUGGUUGCACUGUUGAUGGAAAGCAUCCACAUGAUGUUAUUGAUGAGCUCAAUAAUGGAACUAUGGAAGUCCCUGCAGAAUAAAUACGAGACCGUUUAAAUAAUUAUUAAUAAACGUUUUACAGGCUGUAAUGUAAAACCAAGAUAAAAAA
Molecule: messenger RNA, 632 nt
Organism: Drosophila busckii
Lineage: Eukaryota; Metazoa; Arthropoda; Insecta; Diptera; Drosophilidae
Gene: RpL12
Product: 60S ribosomal protein L12
Exons: 5
Coding region: 67-564 (165 amino acids)
Biological process (GO): translation
Cellular component (GO): ribosome; cytosolic large ribosomal subunit
Molecular function (GO): large ribosomal subunit rRNA binding; structural constituent of ribosome
Source: RefSeq, a predicted model, not a curated record